AUGAAUCCGAGGCUUCCCCAAGUGGCUCUUUCAAGUUCAUGGCUUCCAAUGAAGAAGGGUUGGGCACCAUUAAUGGUUGGGAAGGGGAUCGAAAAUCCUCAGGUGAUCGUAGACGGGCUCAGAACAAGGACCAUGUGCACGGCGUGGUGGGUCAACUUGAAGGUGAGGGAAGCUUGGGUUUUAAAGAUGGGGGUGCGUGAAUCUCAUCUGGUUCUCAUCCUAGGGAAGGGUCAAAUGCCAAAAUUGGUGAAGUGGACAAGAUGGUUUCUGAGGAAGGAGAUGAAGCUAAAUCCUCCUUUUGACGAUUGUCCCACAACCGUCCAUCAUCUCAUUAUGAAGAUCAUCAUUUGGAACAGUAGGGGCACAUUGAAGCUCAAUUUCCAGAGUCAUAUCCGUGAUUUGGUUCAGAACCAUGACCCUGCCAUUAUGGUAAUCAUGGAGACUAAGCUUAGUGGUGUUAAAGCUAAGGUGAUUACUAACAGGCUCCCGUUUGAUGGGGCCAUCCACACUAAAACGAUUGGGUACGCUGGUGGACUUUGGCUGCUGUGGAACUCAGACAGAGUGGAAGUUAAAGCUCUAGCCAACACGGAGCAGGAAAUUCAUGUUGAAGUCAAGGUACGCCCUUCUAACUUUACCUGGAUUUUAUUUACAAUCUAUGCUAGUCCUAGAUGUGAGGAGCGUCGCAUCUUAUGGGAAAAUCUAACUAAGGUGGCCGAUCUUCAUAACAUGCCAUGGAUCAUGGCUAGUGAUUUCAAUGAACCUUUGAUUGAGGAGGAUAAGUAUGGGGGCAGAGGUGUUCAUGUUAACUAUUCUCUAGCCUUCAAGGAUUGCCUGGAUUAUUGCAAUAUGGUUGAUAUGGGGUUCUCUGGGCUGAGAUACACAUGGACAAACAAAAGAGAGCUAAAUAAUCUUAUCCUUGAGAGGAUUGAUAGAUUUUUCAUGAGCCCGGAUUGGUGUCUGCUUUACCCUGAUGCAAGAGUUAUGCAGCUACCUAGAUGUCACUCGGAUCACUGUUCGGUUCUUAUGGAGACUCUCCCUAUCAGAAACAUCAACCUUACUAGACCUUUUAAGUUCCAGGAGUUUUGGCUCUUUGAUACCUCCUUUCCUAGUGUGGUGUCUCGGGCCUGGAGCAGGGGUAGAGAUUUGGCAGAGUGCAUCAAUACCUUCUCUAGGGAUGUGUCUGUGUGGAAUAAAACUCAUUUUGGAAAUGUCCACCACAAGAAAAGGAGAGUUAUUGCUAGAAUUUACGGGGUUCAGAAAGCUCGGGUUGUCCAACCGAACACCGAUCUUAUUAAUUUAGAGAAGCAACUCCAUCAGGAACUUGACCUUCUCCUUGAUCAAGAACGCGAUUUAUGGGCCCUAAAAUCCAGAAUUAAUUGGAUGAUUCAAGGAGAUCGUAAUAUAGCCUUCUAUCACGUGUCUACUAUUGCAAGAAGAAAGAGAAAUCACAUUGCAGUAGUCAUGGAUGAUUUGGGGAAUUGGUUAACAGAGGAAAGGGAGGUAAUGGAGUAUUUUAGAAGCGGGUUUGUGAAGCUGUACACCACCUCUCAUGAAAGUGGUCACCGGGUUCCAAAUUUAGGAAACCAGUGGCGUGCUCAGCUCACUGAUAAGGUGAAAUCAUCCCUUGGAGGGAGGAUUAGUAUUGAGGAGAUUAAGAGUGCUUUAUGGUCCAUGAAACCUUUUAAGGCUCCGGGCUUGGAUGGUUUGCAUGCGGGGUUUUUCUAG
Messenger RNA from Quercus robur (English oak), 1725 nucleotides. RefSeq lists its product as uncharacterized. Lineage: Eukaryota; Viridiplantae; Streptophyta; Magnoliopsida; Fagales; Fagaceae. The record is from RefSeq and is a predicted model, not a curated record. Gene Ontology annotation, molecular function: catalytic activity. Bases 1 to 1725 code for a protein of 574 amino acids. The transcript has a single exon.